Molecule: messenger RNA, 5343 nt
Organism: Anoplophora glabripennis (Asian longhorned beetle)
Lineage: Eukaryota; Metazoa; Arthropoda; Insecta; Coleoptera; Cerambycidae
Exons: 5
Coding region: 189-3602 (1137 amino acids)
Biological process (GO): intracellular transport
Cellular component (GO): trans-Golgi network membrane; AP-1 adaptor complex
Molecular function (GO): clathrin binding
Source: RefSeq, a predicted model, not a curated record
GGCCACCUGUCCUCAAGUUCGUCAAUAAAAAAUAAUAACAAAUAUUCAUGAAAAAGUAAAAGAAGAAAAGUAUGGUGGCGUAAUCAUUUUUACAAGUGAUAAAAGAUAAGCAUCACUAUUCUUUUCACUACCCUUUCACUUUGAGAGAAACAAAAAAGUAGCAUAUUUCACAAGACAUUAACAUUCAGAUGUCGAAUAUUAUUCCACCACUGUUGAGUAACACACCUCCUCCACCACCAUCUCCAGAGGAUGAUGAUGAUGAUGAAUUUGGGGAUUUUACGGGAGUUAAUGACUUAUCUUAUGGCUGUGACAAUUUAUCAUUGCCCCCAUCUCCAGAUCAUUCGCCAAAGAAGGUAUCCAAUUCACAUGGAUUGGAUAUUAAUAGUAACUCGGAAAAAAAUAAAAUAGUACAAGUGGAUUUAGGAAUAGAUAAAGAUUUUCAAGAUAAAAGGAAAAAUAGUGAAAGUUUUAAUGAAUUGUGCAAUGUGGAGGAGAAAUAUAUAGAAAGUGUAGAAGAGAAUAUUUUGCAAUAUGCUAAAAAUACAGUCACUGAUACUCCGAACAUGCACGAUAACGUCCUUGAAAAUGGUUCUGAUGCUGAUUCAAAAAAUUACUGUAAUUUUAGUUCACUUAAUGACAAUAUUACAGAACAGCAACAAGAUGUUGACAGUGAAAUUAAAUCUAUUUCUAAUCAACAGACAUUGGACAAUAGGAUCACAGAUGAUAAUAAAGAAACUGAAAAUUUAUUUUCAACUGAGAUUAAAGAAAAGCCUUUAAGUUUUACAGUAGAUAGUAAUGUAAAAGAAGAAAUCUGCAGUUUAAGUAAUAAUGAGGAGGAUAAGAUGAAUCUAGAAAAUGUAGGUGUUUUUGAUAAUAUAACAGUUGAUACACCUCUUUGUGAGUUGAGUAGUGAAGAAAACAGUAGUCAAAAAAUUACCUCGGAGAUUACUAAAAGUUUGGAAUUAAAUGAUGCUAUUUGUACACAGAAAUCAUUUAUAGAACAAAACAGUUCUAAUCUGACUGAAAAUCGUGAAGAAAAAACUAGUCAUGAGAGCUUUACGGUAUGGAACACAUUUGAAGAUGAUAGUAUAAAAAAUGAUGAAAAUGUGAAUAUAAAGCAAAUUUGUACUGAUGAUGAAUUUGCGGACUUUGCAUUUGCAGAUACCGAAUAUAAAAAUUCUACAGAAACAACAUACUAUUCAAAAACUGAAGACAUAAGUAGUAAUUAUUCUGAUGAAACGUUUUGCAAACAAAAGUUACAAAAUGAAAAUUUUACAAUUCCUACAAAAACAACUUCAGAAGAUAUUGUACAGAAAAUAGUGAACCCUGUAGAUGAAGAUGAUUUUGAUGAUUUCUGUGAAUUUACAUCGAAUACAUUUGAGCAAGACUCUAAACAAGACAAGUUACAGCUUUCUCCAGAACAGAGUGAUUUUGGUAAUUUUGCAAAUUUUGCUGAAGUUGUGGAGGAACCAGUUUUUUUAUUGUUAAAUGAAAAACAGGCUUUGGAAAAAGCAGAUUCUAUUUUGAAAGAAAUUUUUCCUCUCUCUAAUACUGUUGAAGAGGACUAUCAAUAUGCUGAUGUAGAAAGCAAUGAUUUCAUUUUUAAUGAGUUAAAGGAUAUUACAGAAACCAAUGCUUUGACUUAUUUGUGGUCAAAAUCAGCUAGUCAGAAUAUGCUUUUGAAGGCUCUUAAUAUUGAUGCGAGGAACAUAUUAUAUGGAGCAUCGUGGAAUCCUUCAAUGCCUAGAUUUGCUGCAAAUUUAGGCCUUACGCCACUAGAACCUAUUAAAACUGAAAUAUCUCCUUGCACACUGAAGUCUAGUCCGUCCACUUCUUCACAGCCAUCUAGUAGUGAUAUUCCUAGUGCUCAGUUUGAUUGGAAUGGAUCAGGGCUUGUUAACCCCCUUGAUUCUGUACCUAAAGAGUCUGCAGAAAUGGCCCAAACAAGUGGUGAAAGAAAAUCUUUUGAAUUAUCAGGUGAACAGUCGAUAUUACAACCACAAAUUAUGGAUAAACCAGUAACAUCACAAAAAGUACCUUCAAAAAAUGACCUUGAACAGGUCUCUGAAGAGAAUGUAGAUGAUUUUGAGGAUUUUACUUCUUAUCAGUCCCCAACAGGGUCAGAAACUUGGCAAAAUGUAGUACCUUUACGAGAAACUUACAUAUCUAAUGAUGCUAAAGAACUGCCUUUAGAUAUCACAAAUUGGCUUCAACCCACAAUAGUUACUCCUGAAUUGCCUAGGAAAGAUUUGGAAAUAGGAGAUGAAGAAUUGCCAAAUAUUCAAACGCCAGAAUUUAUAAGGAAAGAAGUAGUAGCGCUUGAGGAAAAUGAUGAUGAUUUUGAUGAUUUCCAGAUGGUUUUACCAGAAAGUACUGCUAUUCAAAAAAAUAAUAUAGAAGUAAAGAAUUCUAGCUUUCUACAACCUGAUAUUAAAGAACCUAUAGUAUCUUCUAGCUCAAAUAUGGCCAGCACUGAUUUUAAAAAUUUCGCAUUCCCAGAAGAAAAAACUAAAGUAGAAUCAAUGACAAAUUCUGUAACUGAUGUAGAUCAAAACAAGACAAGUUUAGAAAUAAAUACUGUUAAGCAUAAGGAACCAGCAGUAGUUGAUGAUGAUGAUUUUACAGAAUUUCAUUGUUCAGUUCCUGCUCCACAACCAACUGUGCCUAAGCCUCUUACACCAAUUCUAGAACCAUUGAAACCAGUACCCGUUUAUACAACAAUACCAACCACUUCAACUCAAAUUAAUUGGCCAGAUCCUGGAAUAACGGAUGAAGAGAUUAAAAAAUUUGAAAUGGUAUUCAAACGACCUCAAGAAUACAGUGGUAUAGAAAGUAAAAAAGAAAUACCUGACAAAAAUAAUGAACAGACGAAUAAAGCAUCAAAACAUAGUUCAUUUGAUGAUGAUGAAUGGUCUGAUUUUGUUUCCGUACAGAAACCCUCACCCGUCCACAAAUUUCAUUCAUCUGAGAAAGAACGAACUUCAAGUCCAGAUUUACCUUUAUCUGUUUUAAAUCUGAACACCAUUCAACCCACAAAACAACCAAUACCAGUCAUUACACCUCAAGGACUUAUUCAGACUAAGUUGUCCUCAAGUAACUCUUUAAAUUUGUCUCCAAAAGUGCAGCUAAAGAAUAAUUCAAUAAAUUCACAGCAGAAGGCAUUAUAUCCGAAACCACAAAUUCAUCCUUCUAUUAUAAGCAAUCAGUUUGCAUCGCAAGUAUAUAAUUUUAAUAAUGGGAACUUAAGUCAAAACAAAGCAGUUCUAAAUUUUCCUCAGCCUCAAAGUGCAAGCAGCAAUUUGCAGUCUUUGGAUGAUGAUGAUUGGAGUGAUUUUAUUUCAAGUCCUUUACCUCCAGCUACUUCAAACGGCUAUCAACAGAAUUGGCAAAACACAUCUAUCUAUAAACAGUCAAACUGGGCAAAUCCAUCUCCUAAUAUCAUUACCAACCCAAGGCAUUUCGUACAAAGUGGUAGUGAUAUGAAAAAUAAAGUGUCUAAUAUUUCAGUGAACAGUAAAAAAAGUACGAUUCCUAGUAUAUCUUUACCUGAAUUAGAAUUUAUUGCCCCCAAAGAAAGGACUUCUAGCUCAAGGAAGAAAUGACUAAGGGAGCAAGUAAUGCUGUAAGUUUUUACAGUUUGUACAUAUGUCUAUAAACAACAGUGGGCGAUUUUCAAUGUUUUUGUUCAAUAUUUUGAGGAUGUAUUCUCUAAAGUAAAAUUAAAGUAGCCCACGAUGUACUGUUGGUUUUUAAAAAUGACACUAAUUGACAAAAUAUUGAAAUUUCUGAUUUAUUGCAUUUGCUGUAAAAUAAUUUAACUGACUGAAAAAUGUACAUCAAGUUAAUGAGAUUUUUUUUAUAGAAAUACUUCCUUUUUGAAAUGUCAUUAUUUAGACGAUGAGCCAAGUAGUCAAAAAUGGACGGUUUGGUUUCCUUUCUGGGGAGUAAAUGUAACCUAAUUUAGAUUCGUCAUGAAGGCAUCAUAAAUGUUUGUAAUGAUACUUUGUAAAAUUCAGUAGCUUAGUGGCGUUACGACCUUACAAAAAUGGCCGCCGGGCGAAAAUCGUAGUUUACCAUUCUGAAAUCUGGUUUCAUUUGUAAAGAGUAAAAGUAUCAUAAAAAUUGCAAUUUAGCAUAAAGCUAGGAUCAAUGUUUGGGAUGAUACUGUGUAAAAGUCUGUAAUUUAGUUACGUUACUACGUCACAAAUAUGGCCGCCGGGCAAAAAUCGUAGUAUACCAUUCUAAGGUCUGGUUUUACUUGUAAGGAAUAAAAGUAUCAUACCAAUGUCAAUCCAAUAUAAAGCCAGGAUCAAUGUUCGUAAUGAUAUUUUGUAAAGUUCGGUAGCUUAGUACGUUAUAACGUCACAAACAUGGUCGCCGGCCAAAUUCCGUUUAGGCGUAUUGGCAAAAAUUAUAAUAAUAAAAUAUUAUAUUAUUAUAAUAAUAUGAUAUAAUAUAAUAAUCAAUUUGUACAAUACUAAUAUCAGUCUUGUUAUUCCAAUUUGCCUAUAUUGAAUUUUUCCCUUUUUUCAGAUAUGUAUUCCGAAGCAGAUUUUUCACCAUUGCCUUAAAAAAGCAAAAAUAACAGGUACAACCGAUGAAUGUAUCAUUCACUGUACCAGCGACAACAGCAGUUUCGUGACUCUAUCAUCUACCGAGUCAUGGAGAACUCUCUUGAACGCAGCGACAAUAAGGAAACACAAAAGAUUACUGGAAAUUGCAGUCAGUUAUCGGAGAAGAAUUUCCUGCAUUAAAGUACCACCGUCAAUGUCGAAGCAUCUUCACCAUAAAAUCUAAACACGCUAGUAUUACGGUGUACGGUGUUAAUAUUUUGGUGUAAUGAGUACUUACACAACUGCACUUUGAAGACACCGAUGGUUCGUCCUAUAAUAUUGUGUUCUGCUUAGUCGUAACACUAGCGAGUUUAUAUUUCGUGUUGAAGAUGCUUCGACAUUGACGGUGGUACUUUAAUGCAGGAAAUUCUUCUCCGGUAACUGACUUUGCAAUUUCCAGCAAUCUUUUGUGUUUCCAUAUUCCAUGAUUUGGUAGAUGAUAGAGUCACCAAACUACUGUUGUCACUCGUAAAGUGAAUGAUACAUUCAUUGGUGGUACCUGUUAUUUUUACUUUUUUAGGCAAUGGUGAAAAGUCUGGCGUCGUAAUCCAUAUCUGAAAAAAAAGGAAAAAAUUAAAUCUAGGCAAAUUGGAAUAACAAAACUGAUAUUGUACAAAUUGAUUAUUAUAUUAUAUCAUCACCACGGUAGCAUAGUCGGUCGAGCAUGCGGUGGCAAGCAUUUCUUGGCCAGACUUCCUAUUUUGGUCCGGGUUCGAUCCCUGGCGUCAGC